GAAUUUUUUUUUCAAAUAAUAACCAAUAAAAAUAACUGGUGUUCAUGGGAGUGAUAUUUGAGAAUAUUUCGAAUGACUAUCAGAGUUUGAGUUAAUAUUGUGUUUAGUCAAGUUUGAUACGCCGUCUAGUUAACACACAUAACAUUUCAUUAAAUUAAAUAUGCGAACUGAAAUGACAAAACGAUUAGAUGCUAUCAUUUAUCGACAUUUAGCCCUUAACAUUUAUGGUUUUUAUUUUGGCCGUUUAAUUAUAUUAUCAUCGAUAGGUUAUAGUAUAAUCGAACAAUAUCUUGGUUCAAUUCAUUGCCAAGGUAAUUCGAAAAUACGAGAUCAAUUCAUAAGAGAUGUUUGUCUUCAAGGAAAAAAUGAUUUCGUUGAACAUCGAAUGUUUUUAUCAUCAAAACGAUUGGUUGAUUACUCUGAUCGAUCAUAUUCUUAUUAUCCAUGGGUUAUUCUUUUGCUGUUUGUACAGGGUAUGUUGGCUAAAUUAUCAGGUGAGUGGCUACAACGAAGUCAACAUCAUAAAUUGAAACAAUUAAAUCGUAUAAAACAAUAUGUACGAAAUGCUCAAAUCGCACCGGAAUUGUUUUGUUACUCGAGCCGUAAUAUAAAACGACAGAAACGAAUACAACAAAUUAUCAGUUUUUUUUAUAAUUUUCUUGUCGAUUCAUCGGGAAAUCAAAAUUAUCUUAUUGAUUAUUUUACAUCAUUGAUAUUCUGCGUGGUAACGUUAUUCAUACAAAUGAUCAUCCUUGAUUCAAGUUUCGAUGGUCAAUAUCUGAGCUUAGGCAUACGAUUCCUGUUAUACUAUCAUUUUGAGCAAGACAAGUCUUUGAAGAUAUUACAAUCGAUCGACGAUAUAAACCCAUUACCUCAACUAUUUCCUUAUGUAAUUGGAUGUCGAUUUAGAAAUCACGGCCUUUCCGGUUCAUCAUUUGUUGCAGAUUAUGUUUGUACAUUAAACAUGAACAUUGUCAAUGCCUAUAUCUAUCUUGUCGGUUGGUUUAUUUAUAUUUUUAUCGGUAUCUGUUUAUUAUGGUCUAUCUUGAAAUUACCGAUUGAAUUGCUAUUGACAAUAAGAUCGUCACAUAUUAAAAAAAGAUUGAAUACCGAAUGGAAGUUGUUGAUCACUGAUUCUAACAUUUCUGAUGACUAUUAUCAACAAUUUUUGAUAAAAACAAAAAUUUCUGCAUCGACAAUAGUUUUGAUUCGUUUAGCCAGAAUUGAUUUAAAAAAUUUAACCGAAACUUUGGGGUUGCUAAAAUCCAAAUUGGCCAUAUUAAAUGCAAAAAAUAGCUACAUUUAAUUUUUAUAUCAGACUAUGAAUUUUUUCCAAACAUUCAGCAAUAAAAAUUGUCAUCGGCAAUACCAAAAAAAAAUAUAUUGAACGAAAUCACAACUAAGCCUCAAUAUCAUAAUAACCAAAACAAAACGGAACGACGCAGCAAUUUUUUUUUUAGUUGAAAACUUUGAAUUUUUUUCAAAACAAUAGAGCAGCUAAGUGGCCAUAAUCGACAAGCGGCAAAAAUGU
Dermatophagoides farinae (American house dust mite) is the source of this 1531-nucleotide messenger RNA. Its product is annotated as innexin inx3. The record is from RefSeq and is a predicted model, not a curated record. Gene Ontology annotation, cellular component: gap junction; plasma membrane. Gene Ontology annotation, molecular function: gap junction channel activity. Lineage: Eukaryota; Metazoa; Arthropoda; Arachnida; Sarcoptiformes; Pyroglyphidae.